Messenger RNA from Micropterus salmoides (largemouth bass), 3412 nucleotides. It is a transcript of the gene ncapg, whose product is annotated as non-SMC condensin I complex, subunit G. NCBI's taxonomy places the organism in Eukaryota, Metazoa, Chordata, Actinopteri, Centrarchiformes, Centrarchidae. Gene Ontology annotation, biological process: mitotic chromosome condensation. Gene Ontology annotation, cellular component: condensed chromosome; cytoplasm; condensin complex. The record is from RefSeq and is a predicted model, not a curated record. The transcript has 22 exons. Bases 72 to 3125 code for a protein of 1017 amino acids. Gene Ontology annotation, molecular function: protein binding.
GAACAAAACACGAUAAUUGAAUUUGAAAACAGGCGGCACUGUUGCGAGAAGAAAAGUAAAGAAAAGGAAAGAUGACUUCGGACAAUGAAAUAGACAUUAAAGAGGCGUUUCAGCGCGCUCAGAAGGGCCACAAUAACAAGGCGAAGCUGGUGGCAAGCCUGAAGAGUCGCUACAGCAAGCUAGAGGACAAGACACUGUUCCAUGAGGAGUUUGUCCACUACCUGAAGUACGCCAUGAUUGUCUACAAGCGUGAACCUUCAGUCGAAAACGUCAUUGAGUUUGUCGCCAGGUUCGCCACGAGUUUCCAGUCUCCACCUAAAACAGAGGAGGAGGAGGAGGAGCAGCAGCAGCAGGAGGAGAAUCAGGAGGAAGAAGACGAAGAUGAGGAUGAUCAUCCAUUUCUAAGUUUCAUCUUCAACUUCCUGUUGGAGUCUCACAAAGCCAGUAGCCAUGCGGUGCGUUUCCGUGUGUGCCAGCUGAUCAACAAGUUGCUGGGCAGUAUGGCAGAGAAUGCCCAGAUAGACGACGACCUCUUUGAUCACAUCCACCAAGCCAUGCUGGUCCGUGUUACCGACAAGUUCCCCAAUGUGAGGAUUCAGGCUGCUUUGGCCAUGACGCGCCUGCAACAGCCAAAAGAUCCUGACUGUCCAACUAUCAACGCCUACAUGUUAAUUCUGGAAAAUGAUACUAAUCCUGAGGUGCGACGAGCCGUUCUUUCCUGCAUUGCAAUGUCCCCCCGCACCCUCCCCAAAGUACUCAAACGCACCCGGGACAUCAAAGAGAACGUCCGCAAGCUAGCUUACCAGGUUCUGGCUGACAAGGUUCAUAUAAAAGCUUUGACCAUCGCACAGAGAGUUAGUAUACUGCAGCAGGGUCUCCAUGAUUCCUCAGAGGCGGUGAGGGAGGUGGUUUGCUGCCGUCUGCUGCCGGCCUGGCUGCUCCGCCUGGACGGUAACAUCAUAGAGCUGCUCCACAGGCUGGAUGUAGAGAACUGUGCCCAAACUGCUCUGGACACACUGAAAGCCAUCUUCAAAGGCACACCCACUGAAGAACUGCUGCAGAACAGAGCUCAGCUCGACAACAGGAAGCUGAUCCCAGUGGACUCUCUGACCUGUGAGAAUGUGCUUUACUGGAGAGCUCUGUGUGAGUUCAUCAAGACUAAAGGGGACGAUGGUGACGAAAUUCUAGAGCAAGUGUUACCAGACGCUGCCACUUAUGCAGACUACCUCUAUGGCUAUCUGAAGGCAGUGCCGGUGCUGUCAGAGGAACAGAGGGCUGACUUUAACCAGCUGGAGCUGGUCAUGACCAAGGAGUUCAUCUCCCAACAGCUCAUCCAACUCAUCGGAUGUCUGGACACCAACGAGGAGGGCGGCAGGAAGCGUGUUUUGGCCAUCCUGCAGGAGAUGUUGGCUCUUCCACAGACUCCCUCCUCCCUGGUCUCUCUCCUCACUGAGAAACUCCUCACCCUCAUUCCUGAUGACCACAGACGCAUUCAGACUGUGGCAGAAAUAAUCUCGGAUGUGAGGGAGCCCAUCAUGGAGGCCAGUCAGCCAGUGGAUGAGAAUGAGAGCCGUCGGCAGCAGGUCCAGCUAGCAGAGGUGAAGGUGCGUAUCUUGGAGGCUAAAGAAACCCUGGAGGACUGUAUCACUGCCCAGGAGUUCAGCCGCGCUGCAGAGCUGAAGGACUCCAUCACAGAGCUCGAGAACCGCAGGAACUGCAUCAUCCAGGAAAUCGCAGAGAGCAGCCAACCGGCCGACAAGGAGACCCGCACUGAGAAGAAUGACCCGGAGACUCUUCUGAGGUGUCUAACGAUGUGUGCAGAACUGCUGAAGCAGAUGAGCAUCAAGACGCGAAUUGGUCCAACCAUAAGUGCCUUAAUGUCCUCACUGAUCCUGCCCAGUAUAGCAAAUGCUCACCCUGCCGUCCGUAAUAUGGCCGUGGUGUGUCUGGGAACAUGCACUCUGCACAGCAAGGAGCUGGCCAAAACUCACAUGGUCCUGCUGCUACAGAUUGCCCAGCUGGAUGAGGUAAAGAUCCGUAUCAGUGCCCUGCGGGCCGUUAUCGAUCUGCUGCUGCUGUUUGGCUUCCAGCUGCUCUCUGAAGCAGGUGCGACUCAGCCCCUCUCCCAGUCACCAGACAGACACGAGGAGGACGCACCAGUGACUGAGGAGAAGGGAAAUACUCCAGAGGACACUGCACAGAGCAUACUUGUGAUGCUUUCAGAGUUCCUGGACAGUGAGGUGUCUGACCUGCGUACAGAGACGGCGGAGGGCUUGGCCAAAUUAAUGUACACCGGUCGUAUCUCCAGUGCCAAGAUGCUCUCCCGUUUAGUGCUGCUGUGGUACAAUCCCGUCACUGAGGACGACACCCGACUAAGGCACUGCCUCGGUGUCUUCUUCCAGCUCUACGCCCGCGAGAGCAGGGCCCAUCAGGAGGUCGUGGAGGAGAGUUUCCUGCCGACUGUUCGGACUCUGAUGAACGCCCCAGCCACCUCUCCACUCGCUGAGGUGGACGUCAACAAUGUGGUUGAGCUGCUCGUGGAGCUGACCCGUCCGAGUGCACUUAUUAAGCCAUCAGCUAACACAGAGGAGGUGUGUGUCCAUGACUACUUGGCGGUGCGUACUUGUGGAGAGAUGCUGAAGGACCCCACGGCCCCUGAGGUGCGUCUCUAUGCCAAGACUCUAAGCAACCUGGAGCUCAGCAGAGAUGAGACCGUCAGGAAAGACCUGCAGACACUGUUGCAGCAGCUUGUACAGGUGGUGAAGGAUCGUGUCUGUCUCCGUGCUCUGGAGAAAAUGAUUUUUCAGCUGGUGGACUCAAAAGAACAGGCCGAGCUUCUCAGUGCCAGCGCCCUGCAACCACUGGAUGUCAAUGCAGAUGAGGCUGCAACAGAUGAUCCAUCAAAAUCUGCCAAGAGAGCCAAAAGAGGUCAGAGGAGAGUCUGCACAGCCAAAGGGGGAAAAAAGCCGAGCAGGAGGGCAGAGUCAUCGGAGGAGAGUGAUGGAGAAAAUGUGCCAGAGUCCGUUCCUGUGGUGCGUCCCUCGCGGAGGGCCAAGACUGCAGCUCUAGAGAAAACGAAGCUGGACCUCAACACCCUCAUCAACCAGGAGGCCAAUGUGUCGUAGAAGUCAGGUUAUAAGCAGUUAAUGCAAAAAUGGACAUUAAAAUUGGUUAUUCUAUAACGUGUUCAACUGCUCCAAUAUAAUUCGCAAAUACUUUUAAUGUGGAACUCUUUACUUUUCUUUUAACAUGUAGUAAAAUUUACACCAGUAAAUGUGACUGAACCUGGUACAUCUGAGCCCUUACAAUGGGGUCCCCUCUUUCUAUGUAGUUAUAUUUACCCGUUUCUGUUUUGUCGGUUUCCCAGUUUCAAGUUUUAUCAUUUUAACUAUUAAAAGUGGAAUAUGCCACA